AUGUCCUGGGGAAACCGCUCAUUGUGGAUAGAAUUCGUGUUCCUGGCCUAUCCCUCCCAGUCAGAGCCGCGCGUCUUGUCCUUCCUUGGGGUCAGCGUGGUUUAUACAUGGGUCAUCCCCGGGAAUGUCCUCAUCGUGGCGGCCAUGCAGAUCGAAGCCCGCCUCCACACGCCCAUGUGCUAUUUCCUGGGCAGCCUCUCGGGAGUAGAAAUCGGCUACACUGCUGUGGUGGCCCACCUCCUGGCCAACAUCCUACGGUCGGAGAAGACCAUCACCCUGCUGGGCUGUGCCACUCAGAUGGGCCGCUUCAUGGGGCUGGGCAGUGCCGACUGCUUCCUCCUAGCUUCCAUGGCCUACGACCGCCACGCUGCCAUCUGCCACCCGCUGCAGUACCCUAUCAUAAUGCCUCGGACGCUUUGUGCCCACUUGGUGGUGGCCUCCGUGGUCCUCGGCCUCUGCCUGUCCUUCCAGCUGGUGGCCUUUGUCUUCUCUCUGCCCUUCUGCCCAGCUCGGGGCAUUCAGCACUUUUACUGUGAUGUGCCCCCAGUGAUGUGUCUUGUUUGUGCCCAGAGCCACAGGCAUGAACAGUCAGUGCUGGUGGUGGCCACACUGGCCAUCGCGGUGCCUUUCCUCCUGAUCACUGCCUCCUACGCCUCCAUCGUGGCCGCGGUGUUCCAGGCCCACUCAGCCGUGGGCCACUGCCGGGCGUUUUCCACCUGCUCCUCCCACCUCACCGUGGUCCUGCUGCAGUACGGCUGCUGCGCCUUCAUGUACCUGCGGCCCAGCUCCAGCUACCACCCCGAACAGGAUCAGUUUGUCUCCCUGGUGUACACACUGGGGACCCCAUUGCUGAACCCAUUUGUCUACACCCUGAGGAACAGUGAGAUGAAAGGGGCCAUAGCAAGAGUUCUUGCCAGGAAUUGCCUCCCCCAGGAAAGCUAG
Molecule: messenger RNA, 942 nt
Organism: Bubalus bubalis (water buffalo)
Lineage: Eukaryota; Metazoa; Chordata; Mammalia; Artiodactyla; Bovidae
Product: olfactory receptor 10W1-like
Biological process (GO): G protein-coupled receptor signaling pathway
Cellular component (GO): membrane
Molecular function (GO): olfactory receptor activity; G protein-coupled receptor activity
Source: RefSeq, a predicted model, not a curated record